Molecule: messenger RNA, 1512 nt
Organism: Xenopus laevis (African clawed frog)
Lineage: Eukaryota; Metazoa; Chordata; Amphibia; Anura; Pipidae
Gene: tjp2.L
Product: tight junction protein 2 L homeolog
Biological process (GO): cell-cell junction organization; positive regulation of blood-brain barrier permeability; establishment of endothelial intestinal barrier
Cellular component (GO): plasma membrane; bicellular tight junction
Molecular function (GO): cell adhesion molecule binding
Source: RefSeq, marked provisional
CACACACAUACACAGGUGCUGCUGCUGCCCUCUCGCAGGGAGGAACUGGAAUUUUUUCUCCCACCUGAUCACUUACUCCCAAAAUGGCUGUCAGAUCUCAGUACCAGCAGGGGUAUGGACUGGAAGAUGUGGUGUGGGAACAGUAUACUGUCACAUUGCAAAAGGAUCCCAGAAAAGGAUUUGGCAUUGCCGUUUCUGGAGGAAGAGACAAUCCACACUUCCAAAAUGGUGAAAACUCCAUUGUGAUCUCAGACGUACUUAUAGGUGGGCCUGCAGAGGGUCGACUUCUUGAGAAUGACAGGGUUAUAAUGGUUAAUGGAACCCUUCUUGAGAAUGUGCCACAUUCGUUUGCUGUUCAGCAGCUGAGAAAAUGCGGGAAAACAGCAGUUCUGGUAGUGAAAAGACCAAGGAAGGUACAGUUGGGUCCUUCAAGCAAAUCAGAGCCUGCCUUAGAUGUAAUGGAUGACUAUUCUGAAUAUGAAAGCAGAACUGCCUAUAGUGCAUAUAGUGACAGGAGUGGAUAUGGGGGUUCCCGCAGCCGUGAUCCAAGCCCAGACAGAAACAUUCGAAGGGACCAAGAUAGAGGUCAAUAUCAUGAACGUGAACAGGGUGGUUAUGGCAGCCGUGCCAGAAGUGUUGACCAAGAUCUUAAUGUGGAAUAUGGACAGAGGCGGGACCACAGUCGUGGUAGGAGCAUUGACCGAGAUCUAGACGAGGAUCGUGGGUAUAGAAGAGACCAUAGUCGUGGUAGAAGCAUAGACAGAGACCUGGACGAUGACCGUGGGUACAGAAGGGAUCGCAGCCGUGGUAGAAGCCUAGAUCGUGAGCUAGAUGAUGAUCGUCAUUACAGGAGAGAAAAUAGUCGUGGACGCACUAUAGAUAGAGAUGAGAUGUAUGACAGAGGUGGAGAUUACAGUCCAGAGAGAGAUACAGAAAGGAGAACCUAUGAAAAGGAAAUUCAGAAAAGCCGUAGUCGAGAUAGGCUACAGUCUCGUAGCCCAUCACCUCAACCAAAUAAAGGUUCAGACAAAACCAAGAGUGUUCUUCUGACAAAGAACAAGAAAAAUGAAGAAUAUGGCCUUCGCCUUGGCAGCCAGAUCUACAUCAAGGGGUUGACAGGCACUGGUUUGGCAGGAAAAGAUGGGAAUUUGCAUGAAGGAGAUAUCAUACUCAAGAUUAACGGUACUCUGACUGAGAACAUGUCUUUACUGGAUGCCCAGGCUUUAAUAGAGAAAUCUCGAGGGAAGCUUCAGCUUGUGGUUCUUAGAGACAAAAAACAGACACUGAUUAAUCUGCCUUAUGUGGAAGACAGUGAUUCGGAAAUGGAAGAGGAUCAUUCACACAAGAGGAGGAAUCCAAGGUCUAAGGAGCCAUAAAUCAGGAACGGACUCAUGACAUGAGGUUUUUAAAGGCCACAAGAACAUUUUUUUUUAUCUACCCUUUUUCCUAAAUUUUUGGAAAUUAUUUGUAUUUCAUAUUCCAUUAAAACAUUGAUUAACCAGAGAAAAAAAA